AUGUACGCCAGGGUUGCGUUGGCGAACACAAACCUGAUCCCUAUCCCGUUGACUCGUGAAACUGCCAACUCGACGAUCGAGCACGACUACCUUAGCGUUUCGGACAUCUUCGCUACGGGAUGGGCCGGUAUCGACUACACUGGGUUCCAGGCCGACGAUUCCCUCGCCGUCUUCGGGGCAGGUUCCGUCGGGCUGCUUUCUGCUUACUCGGCCAUUUUACGUGGAGCUUUCAAGGUCUACGUCGUCGACCAUGUGAAGAAGCGCCUUGAUCUUGCUGCUUCCAUCGGCGCCAUCCCGAUCAACUUUGCUGACGAACACCCCGUCGCCCAGAGUCUGGCUCGCGAGCCGGACGGGGUCAUGCGCACUGUAGACUGUAUGAUUGACGUGGCGGGUCUUAUCAUUUCCGUCUUCACUUUCGGACUCGUCCCUCAGCACCACCACAGCACCCCUACCCUUCUCUCCUUUCACAACACCAAACACGACUAG
Colletotrichum scovillei is the source of this 486-nucleotide messenger RNA. Its product is annotated as putative alcohol dehydrogenase. NCBI's taxonomy places the organism in Eukaryota, Fungi, Ascomycota, Sordariomycetes, Glomerellales, Glomerellaceae. The coding region runs from base 1 to 486 and encodes 161 amino acids. The transcript has 2 exons. The record is from RefSeq and is a predicted model, not a curated record.